Acanthopagrus latus (yellowfin seabream) is the source of this 2106-nucleotide messenger RNA. RefSeq names its product stonustoxin subunit beta-like. The coding region runs from base 164 to 829 and encodes 221 amino acids. Gene Ontology annotation, molecular function: protein binding. The transcript has 4 exons. NCBI's taxonomy places the organism in Eukaryota, Metazoa, Chordata, Actinopteri, Spariformes, Sparidae. The record is from RefSeq and is a predicted model, not a curated record.
CUAAACAGAUUUUUGACGGUUCUUCCUGGAUAACAAGGGGCGAAGACGACAAACCAGACUAAAGAAAAGCAUUUAAAGACUCGGUUUAUUAGUUUAAUAGUCGCCAGAAAUGUCAGAGUCGACACAGGCUACCUGAAAACAAGUUUUAACUAGUGUUACAGCAAUGGAGGACAGAAGCGGAGCAGCAUCCUCCGUGUUAGAGGUAAAAGCCCAAGAGCAAGACCAGGAAGUUCCACACUCCAACACCACACCUGCUCCUGAUGUUUCACUGACAGAUGAACCUCGGACCAGAGCAGACUUCUUAAGAUAUUACUGUCACCUCACCUUGGACCCAGACACGGCAUACAGAGAGCUGCUUCUGUCUGAGGGGAACAGAAAGGUGGAGCUCACAGAUUUAGUCCAGACGUAUCCUGAACAUCCGGACAGGUUCUCUCACCUCUUCCAGGUGCUGUGUAAAGAGGGUCUGACGGGACGCUGUUACUGGGAGGUGGAGUUUGAAGGGUCUAUAGAGAUAGCGCUGGCGUACAAAGAUCUCGGCAGAUCAGACUAUUAUGCUGAGUGUGCUUUUGGCUGCAACGACAAAUCCUGGAGUUUAGACUUAAACAGAAACAGUAAAUGUUUCAGACACAAUGACGAGGAGACGGCAGUGCCAGAGCCUCAGUCCUCCAGAGUCGGCGUGUACCUCGAUCAUAAGGCAGGUACUCUGACCUACUGCUGCGUCUUGGACACGAGGCUGCAGCUGAUGCACAGAGUGGAAACCACGUUCACGAAGCCGCUCUACCCCGGGCUGUGGGUCGCAGGCACCGCCCAGCUGUGUGACCUGGAGUAGAGGUCCAGACAAAAAGCGUCCACUUCAUCUCAUGCCAGCAAAUGUCGGUCCACAAAUGAUAAAUUACAGCAUUGUCUGUUUGAUGGUUGGUUUGUCAGUAGGAUUACACAAACUGUACACAAUUAAAACUUUGAUAGAUAAAGGGUCUCUGCCCAGAAGAGACCCCAUUGACUUUUUGUUCGGAUCAGAGUAAUAGGAAGAGAUCCAGAGUGAUGGGGCUUUUUUCCCAGACAUUUUUAUUUAUUUCUCAGGGAAUACUGCAUGGAUCUUUCCGUAUUUAGGUGGCUGGUAUCUGUGAGUAAGUUUUAAGUGUAUUCUGUGUAAGAGGUUUCAGACAUGGAGGUAAAAACACCUCAGAUGGUGUAUUGGCACACUCUGUAAACACUCAUUGAGACCUUCCACCUCUGAGUUUGAUGGUGUCAAAGUGCAGUUUCAGUGAUAUAGCACCGUAUUUGUUCUUGCAAACAAGUCUUUUUUGUUAGUUUUUUUUUUUUUUAAUUUAAAUGCAGUUUGUACUGAACAUUAAUCAAAAUCAACUGAAUAUGUUAACAGAAUAUGACAUUUUGGGGAGUUUCCUGGCAGAGUGAGUUAGCUGAGAAGAUUUAUACAGCGCUCAUGUUUCUACUCUGACCACGAAGCUCGGGAGCUUAGAUAGAUUGGAAACAGUUUGUAGACAGAAUCAGCCUACAUGCCAGUCACUGAGCUAAUUAGCUGCUGCUAUAGCUUUAAAAUAAAUAAACAUGAGAGAGGUGACAAUCUACUCAUAUAGCUCCCGGCAGGUCGUGCAUUUCCCAAAAUGUUAAACUAUUCCUUUAGGCUUAUUUGACACAACUGUGGUAACUACUGAACAAUGUAAGACUGCUGGUUUGUAUCUGUUGUAAGAGCGUUAAAAACUACAGUAUGAUGACAUGAACAGACACACUGUACAUAUACACCAACUACAAAUAAUUUAUAUAAAGUUUAUUACGUCAUUUAAUUCACAUCCUCUGUGCAAGUUUUCUAAACAAACACAUCUUUAAUGUAUAUUUUGGCACUUAUUUUGAAAGAAGCACAGUGAUGUAGUAACAGAAAUGAUUCUUGACCCAGGAGCCAUGAUUGACACCCCAAAUGUGAAAUGUCCUGGAAUAACAAGCUUCAGGAAGUGAAUUUCCCUUUGAACACCAUCAUUACUCUGUCAUGUAAAUGUAAACAAUGAUGAUGAUGUUUUGUUGUAGAGCAGCCUGAACCAGCUGAUGAUGUAUGAAUCACACUAUCAAAGAACACAUGUGCAGAUGAGA